Molecule: messenger RNA, 897 nt
Organism: Aspergillus pseudoviridinutans
Lineage: Eukaryota; Fungi; Ascomycota; Eurotiomycetes; Eurotiales; Aspergillaceae
Product: putative phosphorylase
Exons: 2
Coding region: 1-897 (298 amino acids)
Biological process (GO): nucleotide metabolic process
Molecular function (GO): ATP:ADP adenylyltransferase activity; ATP binding
Source: RefSeq, a predicted model, not a curated record
AUGGCGACUGCGAUCGACUAUGAUGCUCUCCUUGCAAGGUUUGAUGACCUGGUUGCUCGUGAAAUCAUAUAUUAUACCCCGCCAACAACAAUACGGCUGAACGACGGGGACUUUCCUUUCGAAUUCUAUAUUAGUCCUUCACUCCGCACAAAGCCGGCGUAUAUCGGAGACAGAUUCCACUCCAGUGAUAGUACAACAUCUGAAGGCUUCGGACCAGGCAGUGAUAUUGCCAACGCCGAUCCAGACUUGCUCAUCGCCAAUAUUAACGAGACUCAUCUCCUCGUAAUCAACAAGUUUUCUGUUUUCCGGCCACAGUUGCUCUUGUUGACAAGCGACUCCUACCGGCGGCAGCAUGAACCGCUCACUGUGGGAGACUUUGCGGCGAUUCACAGCGUCCUGAGAUCUUCAAAAAACCCUCAUCUGGUUAUCUAUAACUGUGGGCCGAUAGCUGGCGCAAGCAGGAACCACAAACAUGUGCAGAUUUUGCCGCGCCCUGCCCAUCUAUUUCCGGACGACCCGAAUUCUGAUCCUGGUGUGACUCCGUUUCACUACGUUCUGCGAUGUCUUCGCGGUCUUGAUUUCGAAAAUCCGGACUGCCCCUCCAAACUCUCCGAAGUCUACCAGGAAUUAUUGGCAGAGGCAAAAGAAAGGCUUGGACAGUCAGCCAGCACCAAUACUGAAGGGUACUUUCCACAUAACGUCGUACUGGUCCGAGAGUGGAUGAUUGUCAUCCCCAGGCGCAGUAACAAUUUUGAGGGCAUCACGGCCAAUGCCGCCGCAAUGAUGGGCUCUGUUUGGUUGAAGAGUGAAGACGAGUUGGAUCGUUGGAAACAGGUCGGGCCGACCAAAGCUCUGGCGGGUUUGGGGUUUUCGAGAGCGCCUGAGAAGAAGGGCUAG